Messenger RNA from Haemonchus placei, 832 nucleotides. The record is from the annotation of a GenBank genome assembly. NCBI's taxonomy places the organism in Eukaryota, Metazoa, Nematoda, Chromadorea, Rhabditida, Trichostrongylidae.
CAGCUACUUUCACCUUCAUUGUAAGAAACUAGCAAAAUUCUUUUCGGCCUAUUUAGAUGAUGACGUCCGUAGGAUUUUUAAGAAAGCGGCUAAGCAGUGGAUGGAUAGCACAUGUGUCGACUUCAAAGAAAACGAAUGUGUAAACAGAAUUUUUUUUGUUCAGAUCAAAAUAGCUGCACAUGAAAUUGGUCAUGCUCUUGGAUUCUUUCAUACUCACUCUAGACACGACCGAGAUGAUUACAUCACCCCCAAUAAGAUAAACCAGUACCAAGUCAAAUCGAAAGCAGACAAUAACAAUUAUGGUGUACCAUACGACUACGGUAGUGUGAUGCCGCUGAAUGAAUUAGAGGAAAUUUUUUUCAGAAGCGAUUCAAACUACACAGAAACGCUCGGAUCCCCCUUCAUUAGUUUUUACGACAUUUAUAUGAUGAACCUCCACUAUAACUGCUUAGAACGAUGUGAGGGCGUAAACACCCGAUGCCGGAAUGGCGGAUACGCUCAUCCUCGUGCAUGCUACAAAUGCGUCUGCCCUCACGGAUACGGUGGAAAACUCUGCAGCAGAAGAGUAAAUGUCUUUUCCAGCUCAAACUCCACCAUCUUUAGAAAUGCUAUUAUUGGAUUACGGUCCGUUAUUUCUAGGAAAAAGUUACAGGCUGUCCUCUCAAUAAUCCAUUUGAAGGCUCCAAAAGGGAGAAAGAUUCAAGUGAAAUUCGUGGAUUUCACAAAAGGAGCUGACACUGAUGGAUGUCAGCUUGCGGGCGUUGAAAUCAAAACAAAUGAGGACCCAGGCUUAACCGGUUACAGGUAUGAACCAUCCUGUAGCAGUAAUUGA